Messenger RNA from Eurytemora carolleeae, 864 nucleotides. RefSeq lists its product as uncharacterized. The transcript has 14 exons. The coding region runs from base 10 to 864 and encodes 284 amino acids. The record is from RefSeq and is a predicted model, not a curated record. NCBI's taxonomy places the organism in Eukaryota, Metazoa, Arthropoda, Copepoda, Calanoida, Temoridae.
AGUUCUGUUAUGAAGUACACAGCAGGGAAAACUAUGAUAACUUCAACUAUAAGGGAACCAGCUAAACUUCGAUACCCAGAGUUCACCAUUUGUCUGCCUUUCAAAAACAAGUAUGGAAAGGAUAUACUGGCUAUUAUUCGGGAAACUGGGUCUGCUAAUCUCACUGAUCUCGAAAUGAAACGGAUGAUCUCUGAAAUGUCGUAUUCCCGCGGUGAGAUUCUAAAACAUUUCUCCCACGAAUGGAAGUAUGGCGGAUUUAACGACAGCGCAAGGAAUAAUCCCAACUUAUGGAAAACUACUGUACCGCAUCCCAGUGCAUCAGGUACCUGCUAUACCUACUCCCCUCCUGGAGAGAAUCCUCCUGGAAAAUGGACUUCAUACAAGAUAUAUCUCCAGAUUCCAGUGGAAAUUGAUGCAACAAAACCAGCAAGUGAAUCUGACGUUGAGACGGAGAAGAAAAAAAGAGAUUUUUUCUCCGAUGUUUCCAUCUUUCUACACUCAAGCAAUUCCUUCCUAUACUACAUGGAAGACGACAUGCCUGAUAUGAUAAGAAUAGAAAACUCUUUACUGAACUAUAAGGAGGAGACAUCUAUCGUGUUUAAACUGAACUAUGCAAAGUAUCUGAGUAGCGCAGAUAGACAGUGUUCAAACUCAGCUGAAUAUAAUUUCAAGGAUUGUGUCGACAGCUUGUACCUGGAGGAUAGAGACUGGCAGGAUCCCUGGUACUGGAAUAUAAACAUAGACAAAACCAAAUCUACAAACAAAACUCAAGUUUUGGAUUAUUAUUCACAGGAAUGGGGAGCUCACAACAUCAUACAAGACAGACAGUACAAAUCUAAGGAAAAUAUUAUUAAUUGUUUUUAA